Messenger RNA from Talpa occidentalis (Iberian mole), 2156 nucleotides. RefSeq names its product solute carrier family 40 member 1 (gene SLC40A1). The record is from RefSeq and is a predicted model, not a curated record. The transcript has 8 exons. Lineage: Eukaryota; Metazoa; Chordata; Mammalia; Eulipotyphla; Talpidae. Bases 318 to 2048 code for a protein of 576 amino acids. Gene Ontology annotation, molecular function: iron ion transmembrane transporter activity; peptide hormone binding. Gene Ontology annotation, cellular component: basolateral plasma membrane. Gene Ontology annotation, biological process: iron ion transmembrane transport.
GGCGGCUGCGGCGGCUGUGGCGCGAGCUGGCACCGGGGCGCCCGCACGGCUCCGGCGGCCUGUUGAGCCUCCCACCCGCCUCCAUAAGGCUUUGCCUUUCCAACUUCAGCUACAGUGUUAGCUAAGUUUGGAAAGAAGACCAAAAGAAGACGCACGGGCCGCUUUUCUUUUGUUGUUUACCGCAGUAGUCGUUGGGGUCUUUUUGCACAAGGCUGUUGUGUUCCUAGUGGUGCUCUCUUCAGUCCCAUACACUCCUGUUAACAAGGACCUCAGGAAGAGCAGCAGCAGCAGAAGAGCAAAUCGGGGCGCCUGGUGUCAUGACCAGGGCCAGCGAGCAAACCCGCCGGGAAGGAUGCUGCGGAUCCUUCACAAACUACCUGACCUCUGCAAAAUUCCUCCUCUACCUUGGUCAUUCUCUAUCUACAUGGGGAGAUCGGAUGUGGCACUUUGCAGUGUCUGUGUUUCUGGUAGAACUCUACGGAAACAGCCUCCUCUUGACUGCAGUCUACGGGCUGGUGGUGGCAGGGUCUGUUCUGGUCCUGGGAGCCAUCAUUGGCGAUUGGGUGGAUAAGAAUGCCAGACUUAAAGUGGCACAGACUUCCCUGGUGGUGCAGAAUGUUUCGGUCAUCCUGUGUGGAAUUAUCCUGAUGAUGGUUUUCUUACAUAAAAAUGAACUUCUGACCAUGUACCAUGGAUGGGUUCUUACUUCCUGCUAUGUCAUGAUCAUCACUAUUGCAAAUAUUGCAAAUCUGGCCAGUACAGCAACUGCAAUCACAAUCCAGAGGGAUUGGAUUGUUGUUGUUGCAGGAGAAGACAGAAGCAAAUUAGCAGAUAUGAAUGCCACCAUACGAAGGAUUGACCAGUUAACCAAUAUUUUGGCCCCCAUGGCUGUCGGCCAGAUUAUGACCUUUGGCUCCCCAGUCAUUGGCUGUGGUUUCAUUUCGGGAUGGAAUUUGGUAUCCAUGUGUGUGGAGUACUUUCUGCUCUGGAAGGUUUACCAGAAAACCCCUGCUCUAGCUGUGAAAGCUCUUCCUAAAGUAGAGGAAGCUGAGUUGAAGCAGCUGAAUUUACACAAAGAAACUGAGCCAAAACCCCUGGAGGGAACUCAUCUACUAGGUGAGAAAGACCCUAACAUCCGUGAGCUUGAACCUGAACAAGAGCCGAGCUGUGGCUCCCAGAUGGCUGAGCCCUUCCGCACCUUCCGAGAUGGCUGGGUCUCCUAUUACAACCAGCCAGUGUUUCUGGCAGGCAUGGGUCUCGCUUUCCUCUAUAUGACUGUCCUGGGCUUUGACUGCAUCACCACAGGGUACGCCUACACUCAGGGGCUGAGUGGGUCCAUCCUCAGUAUUUUGAUGGGUGCCUCAGCCAUAACUGGAAUAAUGGGAACAGUGGCUUUUACUUGGCUUCGUCGAAAAUGUGGCUUGAUUCGGACUGGUCUGAUCUCAGGAUUCGCACAGCUUUCCUGCUUGAUCUUGUGUGUGAUCUCCGUGUUCAUGCCUGGAAGCCCCUUGGACUUGACUGUAUCUCCCUUUGAAGAUAUCCGAUCUAGGUUCAUUCAAACCGAGUCCAUGCCUGAACUUACACCCACAGAAACACCUGAAAUCACCCUCACAACUGAAGUGCACAUGUCAAAUGGGUCUAACCCAGCUAAUACUUUCUCAGCAAUGACUGCUAACUCUGAGUCCAUGAUCUCCGUCAGUCUGUUGUUCGCAGGCGUCAUUGCUGCUAGAAUCGGUCUUUGGUCCUUUGAUUUAACUGUGACACAAUUGCUUCAAGAAAAUGUAGUCGAAUCUGAAAGAGGCAUUAUAAAUGGUGUACAGAACUCCAUGAACUACCUUCUUGAUCUUCUGCAUUUCAUCAUGGUCAUCUUGGCCCCCAAUCCUGAAGCUUUUGGCUUGCUUGUAUUGAUUUCGGUCUCCUUUGUGGCAAUGGGCCACAUCAUGUAUUUCCGCUUUUCCCAAAAAAUGCUGGGCAACCGGCUGUUUGUCUGUGGUUCUGAUGAAAAAGAAGUUAUGAGUGAAAAUCAAAUUAAUACAUCAGCUGUGUAAGACAGUUUUCGCUGUUGCUGUCCCUGUUACAAGAUUGUAUAGAGUACAUGUGCUUAUUUUGUACUUAGAUUUCCAAUAAAAGUCUGGGUGUUUCUCUCUGGUUUUACC